Messenger RNA from Oncorhynchus masou masou (cherry salmon), 2935 nucleotides. Its product is annotated as zinc-binding protein A33-like. Gene Ontology annotation, molecular function: zinc ion binding; ubiquitin protein ligase activity; protein binding. The transcript is spliced from 6 exons. Bases 327 to 1733 code for a protein of 468 amino acids. Gene Ontology annotation, biological process: protein ubiquitination. Gene Ontology annotation, cellular component: cytoplasm. The record is from RefSeq and is a predicted model, not a curated record. Lineage: Eukaryota; Metazoa; Chordata; Actinopteri; Salmoniformes; Salmonidae.
AAUUCGUGAACCGGAAGUACUUAGUUAUUCUUGCAUGCGUCACGGCAGUAUGAGAUAACACUCCUAUCGUUUGUUUGCGGAUGGCCAUAACAUUAUAGAAGACGAGUCACAAUAACAACACAGCUCACUUGCCUUCACAGCAAAGAAGUUCACUUUAUUGUAUUACUCAAUACGUUGCAAGUUACAUGUGUUACAAACAAUACGUCAAGAAACAAUAACGAAGCAGCAAGUAAGUGCUUGUUUGAGUUCGCAGCGAAACUCACGUGAAAGUGUGCCAGUACGGUUGUUCUUUUUCCCGAAGGAAGACGUGGGAUUUGAGGGGGAAAAUGGCCACCACAUCUUCUCUUCCAGAGGAGGACCUCACCUGUCCCGUAUGCCGAGACAUCUUCAGAGACCCAGUCAUCCUGUUGUGUAGCCACAGCUUCUGUAAAGACUGUAUACAUGGCUACUGGAGGGAGAGAGAAGUGAAGGAAUGUCCAGUUUGUAGGAAAAGAUCAAAACUCAGUGAUGCACCCCUCAAUCGGGCUUUGAAGAACCUCUGUGAGGCCUACUCAAAGGAGAAAGCAUCUGCAAGUGUCCUCUGCAGUCUGCAUGGGGAGAAAUACAAACUUUUCUGUCGUGACCACGGACAACCUGCUUGCCUGGUGUGCCAGACUUCUGAGUUACACACAAACCACAAGUUCUGCCCCAUGGACGAAGCUGCCAAAGAAUAUAAGGAGUCUGUGCUGAAGCUCCUACAGAACAAACUGGAGGUCCUUGAGGCAGACAGUCGAACUUGUGUUCAAACGGCAGAUACCAUCACGAGCCAGGCCCUGUCCACAGAGAGGAAAAUAAGGGAACAGUUUGAGGAGCUUCACCAGUUUCUACGGAAUGAAACGGUAGUCAGGAUAGCUGCCCUGAAGCAAGACCAAGACAACAAGAGUCAAAUGAUGAUGAGGAAGAUUGAGGAGAUGAACAGAGAGAUAUCGUCCCUUUCUGACACCAUCCAAACCCUAGAGGAGGAGCUAGGGGCUGAAAACAUUUCUUUGCUCCAGGACUAUGAGGUCAUCAAGAAAAGAGUUCAGUGCAUAUUGCCAGAUCCAGAGAGGGUUUCAGGGGCGCUGAUUGAUGUGGCCAGACACCUUGGCAACCUGCAGUUCAGAGUCUGGGAGAAUAUGCAGGAAAUUGUUGAGUACACUCCUGUGAUUCUGGAUCCCAACACUGCUCACCCAGAUCUCAUCCUGUCUGGUGACCUGACCAGCUUCACAUGCAGACUCAGUGAUGACCAACAGCAGAUUCCUGACAACCCAGAGAGGUUUAAACACCGCUAUGCUGUCCUGGGCUCCGAGGGCUUCAGCUCGGGGACACACAGUUGGGACGUAGAGGUUGGGGACAGCAAAGAGUGGGCAGUAGGUGUAGCCAUAGAGUCUUGCGAUAGGAAGGAGACGUCUCGGUGGCACAUUAGUGGAGUCUGGUAUGUACUCUCAAGAGAAGGAAGUGACUAUAUUGACCAAGUGUCACCGAAUGCAUGUUACUGUCUUGAACCCUUUAAAGUGCAACCCCAGAGGAUCCGAGUGCAGCUGGACUGGGACAAAGAAACGGUGUCACUUUCUGAUCCUGUCAAUAACCAACGCAUUGGGUGUUUCUUCAAAAACCCACAAAUAUUUUCACUGAGUUUCACUGAGAGAAUUUUUCCGUUUCUCAGUGGGGACUACGUCAGGGUUAUGCCAGUGAAGGCCUCUGUAACAGUAUAGUACAGUUAGAGCUGAUAAUUACACAAGGCCUCUGUAACAGUAUAGUACAGUUAGAGCUGAUAAUUACACAAGGCCUCUGUAACAGUAUAGUACAGUUAGAGCUGAUAAUUACACAAGGCCUCUGUAACAGUAUAGUACAGUUAGAGCUGAUAAUUACACAAGGCCUCUGUAACAGUAUAGUACAGUUAGAGCUGAUAAUUACACAAGGCCUCUGUAACAGUAUAGUACAGUUAGAGCUGAUAAUUACACAAGGCCUCUGUAACAGUAUAGUACAGUUAGAGCUGAUAAUUACACAAGGCCUCUGUAACAGUAUAGUACAGUUAGAGCUGAUAAUUACACAAGGCCUCUGUAACAGUAUAGUACAGUUAGAGCUGAUAAUUACACAAGGCCUCUGUAACAGUAUAGUACAGUUAGAGCUGAUAAUUACACAAGUCGGGGUUCCUGUGAAAACAAAACUACAAGCUAAAAGGAAAUUGACAAAAACGAUUGCUGUGGGAACAUUGUUGACCAAUUUCAAAUGCAUUAAUUGAAACAAAUCAGUUUGUUAAUUUUAAUGUGUCUUAAUAUCCGUAAACUCUUGUCUGAUAGACAUGAGAACUGCAGGUUUAGUUCUGUUUGCUGUGUUUCAGUGAGUGUGCCUGCUGCUGAAUCUCAUUCAACAUCGACUUAAUGGGACAGAUUUGGAAUAUAUCGGGGGGGGGGUUCCAUUUUGCCAGGUGUACUGAACACAGAUAUCCUCGUUGUCCUUUUGAACAGUUUGACUAGGGAAUUGUUACUGUUCAGUUAAUCUUCUAGUGAAGUAUCCGCUAACCAAGUAUGGUACAGCAAUCUGUCAGUCAAUGACAUGCAUUAAUUAGUUGAUGCAACACUACCUUUGACUCAGCUUGGCAGUGACUGAGAUCCCACUCCCCCUCUCUCUCCCACUUCCUCUCCAAAGAACUGACUCCCUCUCACUUCCUGAAUUCAUCCUUCUGGUUUUUUAUUUACUUUUACUGUUUCGUUAUUUAGCCUUUUUAAGCGCUUUUAGGUUUCUUCUCUAUCAGUAAUGGGCUUCCUGUUUGUGAAGUGUGUUUCUCCAUUCUAGUGUAAUUCUAUGUAAGUUGAGUAAUUGCUGCUGUGUUUAAUACCAUGGUUAUGUUUUACAGCCUUUCUCAUGUAUUACGCCAGUUUUCAUUUUAUACAUAAAAUUACAUUUAAAUCUG